Mauremys mutica (yellowpond turtle) is the source of this 2375-nucleotide messenger RNA. RefSeq names its product glucagon like peptide 2 receptor (gene GLP2R). Gene Ontology annotation, cellular component: plasma membrane. Bases 68 to 1654 code for a protein of 528 amino acids. The record is from RefSeq and is a predicted model, not a curated record. NCBI's taxonomy places the organism in Eukaryota, Metazoa, Chordata, Testudines, Geoemydidae. The transcript has 13 exons. Gene Ontology annotation, molecular function: glucagon receptor activity; peptide hormone binding. Gene Ontology annotation, biological process: adenylate cyclase-modulating G protein-coupled receptor signaling pathway; cell surface receptor signaling pathway.
UUCACAGAACAGGGUGGGGAAUUGGCUCUAUCGUACAGCACAUAAUUCUUGAACCAAGUCUGCCACUAUGGGUAUCUCCACAUAUUCUGGUCUCUGCUCCAAUAUGUGGUUCUCUUUCAGAACAUCUCUUGGAUCUGUUUCUAUUGUUAUGAUACUGUUUGUGGUAAAACAGGUCUUAGGCUCUCUGAUGGAGAAAACGAUGACAAAGUGGCUUAACUACAAAAAAGAUUGCUUGAAAAAAUUACAAGAAUCUGCAGUAGAAACUGGAAUAUAUUGCAAUGGGACAUUUGAUCAUUUUGUCUGCUGGCCUUAUUCACGUCCAGGAAAUGUGUCUGUUCCUUGUCCUUCAUAUUUAACCUGGCUGAAAAACGGAAGUGCAGGAAAUGUAUACAGAGUCUGCUUGGACCAGGGAAUCUGGCAAACAGAGGAGAAUUCAGCAGUUAUUUGGCGCGAUGCUUCAGAGUGCUAUGAGAAGAAUCACAUCACCCCACAAGAAGAAGAACGCAUGUUACUUUCCACCCUACAGUUACUGUACACCGUUGGAUACUGCUUGUCUCUCAUUUCCCUUGUAUUAGCUCUACUUAUACUUCUGCUCUUCAGAAAACUUCACUGCACUAGAAACUACAUCCAUAUAAAUUUAUUUGCUUCCUUUAUACUGCGAGCCACAACAGUUCUUAUAAAUGAUAUUGUAUACCAUAAUACUUAUACAAAAAGACCAAAUAGUGAAACUGGAUGGAUUUCCUACUUCAGUUCUGAGAUUUUAACCGUUUGCAGGACUUCCCAGUUUUUCUUGCAUUACUUUGUUGGUGCAAAUUAUUUUUGGCUUUUAGUUGAAGGACUUUAUCUCCACACAUUAUUGGUGACUGCUGUGCUUUCUGAAAGCCUAAUGCUGCAAAGAUAUAUUGUGAUAGGAUGGGUUAUUCCAGUUCUGUUUGUGGCCCCUUGGGGAAUAGCCAGAUCAAAAUUGGAAGACACAGUGUGCUGGGACAUAAAUAACCAUAUGGGAAUCUGGUGGAUCAUCCGAGGGCCAAUAUUAUUUUCCAUUACAGUUAAUUUCUGCAUCUUCCUAAAAAUUCUAAAGUUGUUAAUUUCCAAACUCAAAGCCCAGCAAAUGAGCUUUCAUGAUUACAAAUACAGAUUGGCAAGAUCUACUCUGGUGCUAAUACCUUUACUGGGGAUCCAUGAGUUUAUAUUUACCUUCAUCACUGAUGAACAAGUUAAAGGAUUGUCAAGACAUAUAAGACUCUUCAUGCAAUUAACAAUGAGUUCCUUUCACGGUUUCCUUGUAGCAAUUUUAUACUGCUUUGUUAACGGAGAGGUGAAAGCAGAACUCCAAAAGCAAUGGUCCCGCUUCCUGCUGGCUGAUCCAUUUGGCUGCAUGCAGUGCUUCCUUGGGGAAAACAUCAAAUAUCUGGGGAAAUAUUCAAAGAAGCAAAAACAUCAGCACUUUGCCAAUAACAGGUUGUGCGUGGAAGUGAGUGAGCCCUGGGCUGCGCAGCUCCAGCAGGUGCUGUUGAAUGGGAGAGCAGAUCUUAGCUCAGAGCCAGGACGUACUGGAGAGCCCUACCUCAGGGCAAGUGUGUCGGAUAGCAGCGAAGGAGAAGUCACAACUGGGGAGACAACAGAGGAAGUCUUUGAAGAAAGUGAGAUUUAGAAGGCUCUUUUAAAGGACAGCAUAAUAAAGGCACCUUCAGAACGGACCUCUUCCUCCCCCACAAGCUGUGUUCCUGCAACAGGAGAAAAAGAAUGGGAAGUUUUUUCCCAUGGGCUAUGCAGUGUUGUUGUAGCCAGCAUAUUAGACAGACAAGGUGGGUGAGGUCAUAGCUUUUAUUGGACCAACUUCUGCUGAUGACAGAGACAAAUUUCCAAGUUUACCCAGAGCUGAAGAUUACCUCACCUAUCUUGACUUUCUUCCCAUGGGUUAACAUUCCCUGCCCCAUCCCAAGUUAUCUCUUAAACACACAAGGGAAAUCAAAGUAAAAUCUGAGGGUUCCUGCAGAUCUGGUGAUACAUUUCCUCUCAGUCUUUAUGGUGUUUAAAAGAGAGGAGAGAUAUUGUUUUCGGUUAAUCUGGCAACCAAGGAAAACAAGUUGCAUUCUGGUCAUGAAUGGGACCCUGUGGGUGCACAUAGCAGAUUUCACAGAUCAUCCCUGUGUCUUUAUCUGCACAUGUCUACCAUGCUUUUAAUACAAUAGAGAAGAGAACUGUUUUGUUCCUUUACAUAAAUCAUGAGACAUCAUCUGUAUUUUGUUUGCUACUCUGUCCUGCAGUUUUGCUGACAGAUAUGAAUAUCAGCAUGUUUCCUUCGGGUUUGUUUAUUAUUUGGCAUGAAUGGCAUUUUUGGCAUAUACUAAUUUAGUUUUCAGUUUUAUGGA